CAGGUCAAUCACUGCUACAUCGAUCAGUGCUCUCAGCAAACAAGCGGCCAGGGCCAGCUUCGUUCGGUUCCAAAGCGUCGAGCACUCGAGCGGGGGCCGCCGAGAGGAUGGUCGGAAUCUUCUCCAGGUUCUCCGCCGGCGCCCACCGCCGCGCCAAGAGCGCCGCCGCCGAGAUUGUGGAGACGUUGGACCCCAACAUGAGUACUGGAGAGUCUGGUCCGGCGGCUGUUCCUGCAGAUAAUCCCCACGGUAUUGAGGUCGGAGUUGAGUUCAAGCCGGUGGAGCAUCCUGUGGAGCCUCUCAAUCUCGAUCAGCCAGUGAAAUGUCCACUUCCUGAGCCAUCUAUACUGCAUGAUGGGAGGGUAUGGAAGGAAAGGAUGACUUCAGUUAGCGCGAGGGUGAGGACAGACUUGCCAGUCGUGAAGGAAGGGUCACAGCUCGAGCCUGACAGCAGCAGUACUACAAGAUCGCGGUCUACGGUACCAAGGCACGCCAUAUUGCCCUCUGUGAGUGCCCCUGAGCAUAAAAUCCUAGCACUGCUUGACGAAUGUGAUGUUCAUGAGAGCCAGAGUCCUGCUGAAUGAGCUCGAGUUAAUAGUCCUCUUGGCUUGUAUUUUGCCCCCUUUGUGAAUUACUAUAUCUGCGUAUCUUUUCCACUUGUCAAGCACCACGAGCUGAGUUCAGCAAUGUUAUGUCAGAAAAAAGAAAUGGAACUACACAGAUCUGUAAUGUAGAACGAUCCUAUAUAUACGAGUAAAGCAAUGUGCGGUACAUCCCUCGCAUUUGUUGCA
Phragmites australis (common reed) is the source of this 791-nucleotide messenger RNA. RefSeq lists its product as uncharacterized. Bases 108 to 584 code for a protein of 158 amino acids. The transcript is spliced from 3 exons. The record is from RefSeq and is a predicted model, not a curated record. Lineage: Eukaryota; Viridiplantae; Streptophyta; Magnoliopsida; Poales; Poaceae.